Molecule: messenger RNA, 1770 nt
Organism: Cadophora gregata
Lineage: Eukaryota; Fungi; Ascomycota; Leotiomycetes; Helotiales; Ploettnerulaceae
Exons: 2
Coding region: 1-1770 (589 amino acids)
Source: RefSeq, a predicted model, not a curated record
AUGGUUGCAGGGCCCGACGUUAUCACUUACAUUGGAGUUCCGUUGGCUGUCCUUGGAGUUCUGCCUAUCAUCUAUAAUACCAUCGCGACCCUUGCGACGCUGUCCAGAGUAAGACGCAUGCUCCGUCAUGGACGUUUGGCAGGAGUUGUUAGAGGAGACGUGAUCAAUCAUGUUAUAGAGGUUGAGCUUCCUCGUUACACCAUUGCCCCUUUGCAUCGAGAGGAGCAGCGUCACGAGUAUUGGAGACUGUCAGAUCACCCCAGCCAUAUUCCUGGCGGUACCUAUACUACCUUUAAUUGGAAAAGGCAUAACACAGGCCUGAAGACGCAGAGGAUUGAUUAUUCAGACCAACUGCGUCAACCUCAAGCAGAGAUAGGUUUCGAAGAGCUUCUCUCGUUUCUUCUAGAUCUUGGUGCCGUACCAGACCCUUCUGGUUUUCGAAUGCUCAGGGGCAGUGGAUUAUGGGUUCCGAUCGGCACGCCUCUACUCCUCUCACCUGACCGACAUGAAGCUGUUUUGACUAUAGCUCCCUUGGACGAUUCUGACGGCAAGCUGUCACUUGCCGUAAGAUGGUCAUCCAAUUGGGGUAUGAGAGACCCUGCUUCUUUGCCGCCAUAUUGGGUCAGACUUCGCGGGGCAGAUCCUUCAAGACCAACCAUUGCACAGCAGAGCAAAAAUAGGAAAGAUGCUGGCGAAGUAACAAAUACGAAUGAGAAGAGCAUGACGUCGCUAGAAGCAGAUUGCAAAUACAGUGACGGGACAUCGAUUGUGAAAGCUUCGGAUGACUGGAAGAACAAUAUCAUGAACGAAGCUUCUCUGCCAGCCUCUUCAGCUCGCAUCGGAAUCGAUCACCCAGAGACCAACCUAUCUGCCAUAGAGGAUAUUGUACCCACAAUUCGAUGCCAGGUUGGUGUCCAUGGGCUCAUCUCAGCCACUCCAGAAGAUCUCGAUCCAUUAUUGUUUGAGGCACUUGAUACAAAACAUCUUGCAGUCGAUGAAACCACUGUCAACAGUGUUAGCGUUUGGUUCGCGAGCGUUCUCACAGCACUGAGUACAUCCUCUCAAACCAUACUCUGGAAUUAUAAGAUUCCCGCCGAAAUACUCGCUUUUGCAAAGCGCGAUACGAUCCCGUGUGGCGUCCUCGUUUUAUUAAAUAUCGUUGAAGAAUCAGCAACACCAGAAUGGGCAACCAAAUACAACGACGACGAAGAGAUGCGUGAGGCUCAAAUGCGCAGACAGAGAGAUCAAUCCAAAGCUUUGAUGAGGGAGAUGCAACUUCCACCUGCAGAGAAAUCCAGAGCAUUUCAUGAGCGGGUCCGCAAAGAGCAUGAUGAUUGGAUUGACGGGCUGAAUGCUACCAGACGAAGAGAUGCUCAAAGAGCGGAGACCAGAAUUAUUGAAGCCAUUCAGAGUCCAAAAUGGGACAACAAACUUGUGGCUGAGCAUAAUCUGUUGUGGCUAAAGAAGGAAGGGCACAUAGGCGAAACUCAUGAUCUGAAGCGAUCAGUGGAAUUUUUGCUGUGGAGGAUGGUGAAUGAGCCAAUCUUUGCCCAAGAGUUGGCACAAAGCUUAGACUCCUGGCAAGCCUUUGUCGAUAACGGUGGUCUCCGAAAAGCCGAAUAUGUGGAUUUGAAGGAACAUCAGGUUAUGUUUGGAUAUGCCAGCUUGCUUCUAGCUGUCAUCAAGGCUUCGGUGACCGCUGCUCAUGGUUCGUUGGGAAUGGAUUUGCAGGAGUGCAUGAGAAUAUGGAAGACCGUGCGGCUUGGCUGA